Molecule: messenger RNA, 1433 nt
Organism: Parasteatoda tepidariorum (common house spider)
Lineage: Eukaryota; Metazoa; Arthropoda; Arachnida; Araneae; Theridiidae
Product: lysosomal acid phosphatase
Biological process (GO): dephosphorylation
Molecular function (GO): phosphatase activity
Source: RefSeq, a predicted model, not a curated record
UAAAAAUAAAAUUAUCAAGCAUUCCGUUUUGUAAGAAAAUAUCUUCAUAACCUUUUUCGACGAAAUGUUUGCAAUAUGGCUCAGCUACAUGACUGUUACUCUUUGGAUGGGAGUAAUUGGAUGCGAAUAUAAACUGCAAUUAAUACAAAUGAUUUAUCGACAUGGGGACCGAGCUCCUAUUUUUCAAUAUCCAAAUGAUCCGAAUCCAAUAACUGUGUGGAAGGCCGGUCUGGGUAAUCUGACUUUGCUGGGCAAAAGACAGCAUUGGAGUUUAGGACUGUUAUUCAGAUCACACUACAAUAAUUUUAUUACUACGAGUCCCACAGAGAUCAAUGUAAUGAGUGCCGUUGAUGACCGUUGUAUGAAUAGUGCAGCCACUAAUCUUGCAUCGUUCUAUUCACCAAAAGAUGAUUGGAUGUUUUACAGUAACGUGCAUUGGCAACCCAUUCCCAUACAUUAUAUGCCUUCAGAAAAAGUAGACAAGUAUUUAAGUCAAAUUUCUGAUUGUCCAAAAGCUGCAAUGCUAGAAAAGCAAUGUAUCACCUCCCCAGAAAACAAAGCAUUUGAUGCGCAACACAAGGAGAUGUACGACUAUUUAAGUCUUCAUAGUGGAAAACCGAUUAAAAAUUGGUUUCAGCUGACCAUGUUUCAUGACACUCUACUAGUGGAGAAAAUACACAACCUAAAGAUACCUUCUUGGGUUAUACCAUACUGGGAUGAGAUUGAAGAUGUUGCAAGCGGUGUAUUUUAUAGGUUUUAUAAAGUUCCUGAAAUUCAGUAUUUUCGAGGAGGUCCAUUGCUAGGAAUGAUUGUUGAUAAAAUGAUAGGAAAAGUUAGCGGUGAUUUAGCUGAGCUAAAAGUGCAAGUAUAUUCAGCUCAUGAUUCAACUGUUGCUGUCAUUCUAGGAUGUCUUAAUAUGGUGCCAACCAAACUCGUGCCAUAUGCUGCAACUCUUAUAUUCGAAUUAUACAGUGAAAAAGAGAGUGAAAAAGAAUUCGUUCGUUUACUGUAUCUGAAUUCGACUGAACCUGAAACAGCCAAUCAACGGCCAAAUAUUUUAAUAAUGGAUGGUUGUCAAGAGUACUGCCCUCUGGAUUACUUCAUUAAAUUUACUAAAAAAUCAAUCCCUAAAAAUUGGGAAAAAGAAUGCCAACUGUAGAUCUAAAAAAGUUUCUCAAUUGCAAACUCUCUUUAAUUUUAGUAAAAAAUUAUAGAUUGACAUUCGCAUUGUGGAUUUGGAAGCAAGGAUUGACUUUGGUGAACUUGGGCGAAGGUCCUGAACUUUAGUUUAGUAUUGUGAAAUACUUUACUUACUUCAGAAAUGUACUUUAUAAUGAUUACUUACUUUAGAAUGAUACUUUAGAAAUGUACUUUUUUUAAUUUUAUGAGUCAAAAACUCUUAAAUUUAAAAAAGUCACGCUUUUUCAACUAAA